Molecule: messenger RNA, 1209 nt
Organism: Cyprinus carpio (common carp)
Lineage: Eukaryota; Metazoa; Chordata; Actinopteri; Cypriniformes; Cyprinidae
Biological process (GO): intracellular signal transduction
Cellular component (GO): intracellular anatomical structure
Source: RefSeq, a predicted model, not a curated record
CUGGACCGCUGGAGACUCACCCCUGCCUUCUCGCCUUCUAUGGCAAAACCCAGCCUCUUCUCAAGAAACGAGUCACCAGAACAACACAUGCCGCAAGUACAGAGCAGAGAGUCUGCAUGUAUCUUCAGCAAGAAAUAUCGCAGCAGUCACUGCACAAACAGAAAGAUCGCAGGAGUCACUGCACAACUACAGAAUCGGAUCGUCGAGACGUAGUAGAAAAUCUUACAGCUAUUGUGAGUGAAGCACCAAAUCCACAGAGCAGAGGAUCAACUGUUGUAGAAGACUGCAAAGAGAGGAAGCAGAACCGUGUCAAGAUGUUGACUGAUGAGGUUGCACAGGUGCAAGAGGUGAGAUACUGUCUGAAGACUCUGCGAGAGCAAAUGGCAGCCAGGCAAAACAAUAACAACAAUAAUAAGAUUCCAUCCAAUGGCUUUAAAGUUGAUGUACUUGUCAGCAAAGCCAAUGGCUCCAAUGGACUUGUGAACGGCUCUCACUCUAAACAUCAGGGCCAGGAGGAUGAUGAAAGCACUUUAGCCUUGAGAGAAGUCACUAAACAUCUGUACGCUCGUCUGCAAGAGAUGGAGAGGAGACACCAGGAGGAGAAAGAGAGACUCCAGGCAGAAAACAUUGAACAUCAGCGGCGGUUUCUGGAGGGGCAGAAGGCAGAAACCAAGGCGGAGGAACAGGGCAAAAAAGUGGAAGAGAUGCAGAAGCUCAUGCGUGGUUUGGAGCUGGAAAAUGCCACACUUCGAGAAAAGUUGGCUGCUAAUGAGGCUGAACUUGAGAAACUGCGAGGACUGAAGAAAACCGAUAGUGAGGACAGGUCUGAACAACUGAAAAAGGAGCUGGCAACUCUGAAGGAUAAGAACCACAACUUAGAUGACAUGCUCAAAAGUCAACAAAGGAAAGUCAGGAACAUGAUCGAACAGGUGCAAAAUUCAAGAACCAUAAUGGAGCAAAGAGACCGGCUGAUCGGUGACCUCAAAGAGAGGGUGGCUUUCCUCGAAGCUGAGAAUCGAGAGUAUCAUGACCGGAUGGAGUUUUAUUUGGGCAACCAAGUGUCUAAACCAUAUAACUCAGACACGGGGUCCAAAGUUGUCUACAGCAAACCUCUGAUGCCAACAAGCCCUGGAAACAAGUCUAUGCCAUUCAUUAAAGUGGUCGAAAUCAAGUCCUGAACAACAGAUGAAGGCAACUGAUGGAAGAGAG